Triticum turgidum subsp. durum (durum wheat) is the source of this 561-nucleotide messenger RNA. The record is from the annotation of a GenBank genome assembly. NCBI's taxonomy places the organism in Eukaryota, Viridiplantae, Streptophyta, Magnoliopsida, Poales, Poaceae.
AUGACAACCGCAUACAUUACAGACAACAACGGUGUCCCAUUACUAGCUGAUGCAACCCCAAAUAAGAUUGCAAAUCCUUUUGAUUAUGGAGCUGGAUUUAUUAAUCCGACUCAUGCAAGUGGUCCUGGACUUAUAUACGACAUCGAUGCUUCAGAUUACCAGAAAUUGUUCAACUGCAUGCUUGGGUCAGAUACAAACAGUAGUUGUAUAGCAACACAGAAAUCUUUGUUUGACCUAAAUCUCCCAUCAAUCGCCAUCCCAAAUCUCAAGUCAUCGGAAACAGUAUCAAGGACUGUCACCAAUGUGGGCCAAGUUGAUUCUGUGUAUAAAGCAUUUGUUGAGCCCCCUGCUGGAGUUGAUAUGCUGGUCAAACCUAUGGUGUUGGUGUUUGGCAAGGAUACAAGCUCACAGUCUUUCAAGGUGAGCUUCAAGGCAACACAAAAGAUCCAAGGUGAUUACUCAUUUGAUAAUUUGGUGUGGCACGACGGAGGCAGCCAUUGGGUACGAAUCCCGAUAGCGGUUCAUGUUGUUAUCGAUGAUCUCUAUUCAACCGUCUCCUAA